CCAUAGAUAAUCCAUUAUCUAUCGUCCUAAUCGCAACGUAACGAAUCAAUAAGGAAGUAAGAAACCAUGUCAAGCUGUGAAGGUCAAGAAACGCUGCUACGCCGACUGCACCCAUAAUCGAUUAGCCAUGGCGUCGGUACUGGGAACUUCCGCAACUGCAAUAUUGGCUUCACGGCCCUUUACUUCUCCGACCCCAAAGCCUUCCGUUUCCACUCUCACUUUAACACCAGUGCAGGGCAACGGGAGGAAAUUUUAUGGAGGGAUUGGGAUUCAUAGUAAGAGGGGUCGGUCUCAGUUCCAUGUUGCAAUUACAAAUGUUGCCACUGACAUCAACUCUGCUGAGCUGGCCCAGAAGCUUGCUGCAAAGGAAAGCCAGAGGCCAGUAUAUCCGUUUCCUGCUAUUGUUGGACAGGAUGAGAUGAAACUAUGCCUUCUGCUAAAUGUGAUUGAUCCUAAGAUUGGAGGGGUCAUGAUCAUGGGUGAUAGGGGAACUGGAAAAUCCACUACCGUUAGAUCUUUGGUGGAUCUGCUUCCUGAAAUCAAGGUGGUUGCUGGUGAUCCAUAUAAUUCAGAUCCAGAAGAUCCAGAAUCCAUGGGCAUGGAAGUCAGAGAAAGCAUUAUGAAAGGAGAGAAACUACCUACCGUGUUGGCCAAAAUCAACAUGGUUGAUUUGCCACUGGGUGCUACAGAAGAUAGGGUCUGUGGGACAAUUGACUUAGAGAAAGCCCUCACUGAGGGUGUCAAGGCAUUUGAGCCCGGUCUUCUGGCUAAAGCUAAUAGAGGAAUUCUCUAUGUGGAUGAAGUUAAUCUUUUGGAUGACCACUUGGUGGAUGUUUUAUUGGAUUCUGCUGCCUCAGGCUGGAACACAGUGGAGAGAGAGGGUAUUUCGAUUUCACAUCCUGCUCGAUUUAUUCUCAUUGGAUCAGGCAACCCGGAAGAAGGGGAGCUCAGGCCACAGCUGCUUGAUCGUUUUGGAAUGCAUGCACAAGUGGGGACUGUCAGGGAUGCAGAGCUGAGAGUGAAGAUUGUGGAGGAGAGAGCUCGAUUUGACAGAAACCCCAAGGAAUUCAGGCAUUCUUACAAGGCUGAGCAAGAAAAGCUUCAACGACAGAUUUCCUCAGCGAGAAGUUCUCUCUCCUCCGUUCAGAUUGAUCAUGAUCUCAAGGUGAAAAUAUCCAAGGUUUGCUCAGAACUGGAUGUUGAUGGGUUGAGAGGAGACAUUGUGACAAAUAGAGCUGCAAAAGCUCUAGCUUCUCUGAAGAGAAGAGAUAGGGUAACGGCGGAAGAUAUUGCUACUGUGAUUCCUAACUGCUUAAGACACCGCCUUCGGAAGGAUCCCUUGGAGUCCAUCGAUUCGGGUUUACUCGUCAUUGAAAAAUUCUAUGAGGUGUUUAGCUGAAGGAGUUUUUUUUUUUUUUUGGCUCGAGCAACUUAGUUUAGUUGUCUUUAAGUUCGGAAUUCUUUUCAUGAUAUUAAUUUUUCACAGUAGUAUCGGGGGCAUGAAGUUGAAGAAUCCAUUAUGUGUAGAGGUCCUUUUCUUACAAACGAGCUUGUGAUCAGAUUUGCCAAGCCAAGCCA
Molecule: messenger RNA, 1578 nt
Organism: Juglans microcarpa x Juglans regia
Lineage: Eukaryota; Viridiplantae; Streptophyta; Magnoliopsida; Fagales; Juglandaceae
Product: magnesium-chelatase subunit ChlI, chloroplastic-like
Exons: 3
Coding region: 128-1399 (423 amino acids)
Biological process (GO): chlorophyll biosynthetic process
Cellular component (GO): chloroplast stroma
Molecular function (GO): magnesium chelatase activity; ATP binding; ATP hydrolysis activity
Source: RefSeq, a predicted model, not a curated record